GGAAAAUCCCAAAACUUAAAAAAAAGAAAAAAGAAAAGAAAAAGAAAUAUGACUGAAGCACUUAGGAGAGAUUUUCAGGUAUGCGAAGAGAUAGGCCGGGGAAGAUUCGGCGUCGUGUUCAGGUGCUUCUCGGCGGUCUCUGGUGAAUCUUUCGCCGUGAAAUCGAUUGAGAAGCGGCACGUUGCCGGGGACUCUCUGGAUUCUCAAUGCCUGUUAAAUGAGCCCAAAAUUCUCAGUCUGGUCGCGCCGCAUCCAAACAUAAUUCAGCUUUAUCAUCUCUACGAGGAUGAUUCUCACCUCCACAUGGUGCUCGAUCUCUGCCCGCCGUCGCAGGAUCUGUACAGGCAGAUCGUGGAUGAUGGGACCAUUGGGGAGGGGGAAGCCAAGGUGAUUAUGGCGCAGCUGAUGCAGGCCGUCAGCCACAUUCACAAGCUCGGGGUAGUUCACCGCGAUAUCAAGCCCGAUAACAUCCUAUUCGAUUCGAGGAAUUCGGUUAAGCUGACUGACUUCGGCUCCGCAGACGUGCUGAAUUCGGAAGGAGGGGCUGCGAUGAGAGGAGUAGUAGGGACGCCGUAUUACGUGGCGCCGGAGGUUCUGGCGGGAACCGAGUACAAUGAGAAAGUGGACAUGUGGAGCGCUGGGGUGGUCAUGUACAUAUUAUUGGCCGGGUUUCCGCCGUUUUAUGGGGAGACGGCGGGAGAGAUCUUCGAGGCUGUUCUGCGGGGGAAUUUGAGGUUUCCGACCAGGGUAUUCCAGUCUGUUUCGCCGGCAGCUAAGGAUCUCUUGAGAAGAAUGCUUUGUAAGGAUGUUUCUAGAAGAUUCACCGCAGAGCAAGUCCUGAAACAUCCAUGGAUGGCAAGUGGGGCGUAACAUCAAAGAUCCCUAAUGAAUGAAGAAUCAAGCUUGAAGCUUAGUUUUUAGAAAUGUAAAUAGAUGUGUAUCAUGUUUAAAUGAUUAAAAAAUCCUUUUGGGUUCUUUUCUUGUAGAGAGAAUCUAUUUUCUUAGCUUUGUGAUGUUAGUAGAGGUUGUAAAUCAAGAGAGAAAAAGUGAAGGGAUUCCAACACUUAUAGAGUCUUUGGUUUUUUGAACCUCAGUUGCAAAAUGAAGCGUUUGGUUAAAG
This is a messenger RNA of Rubroshorea leprosula, 1120 nucleotides long. The record is from the annotation of a GenBank genome assembly. NCBI's taxonomy places the organism in Eukaryota, Viridiplantae, Streptophyta, Magnoliopsida, Malvales, Dipterocarpaceae.